ACUACCGCCCCUAGCGGCUCCCGGGCGUCGCCACGUCGGCUCCGCAGGGCUAGGCCAGGCUCGGGCGGCGCCGGCGGAGUCGGCCGGGCCCGGGGGUCGUUACAUCCGUGCGACCCGUUGCGACGCAGACAUGGCGGCCGAGACGAGCCAGCAGGAUGCCGAAGCGGAAGGGCUGAGCGCCAAGACGCUGCUGCCGAAACUGAUCCCCGCCGGCGUGGGCCGCGAGUGGCUGGAGCAGCGGCGCGCCACCAUCAGGCCUUGGGGCACCUUCGUGGACCAGCGGCGCUUCUCGCGGCCCCGCAACCUGGGCGAGCUGUGCCAGCGCCUCGUCCGCAAUGUGGAGUUCUACCAGAGCAACUACGUGUUCGUGUUCCUGGGCCUCAUCCUCUACUGCGUGGUGACCUCCCCUAUGCUGCUCGUGGCUCUGGCCGUCUUCUUCGGCGCCUGUUACAUCCUCUACCUGCGCACCCUGCAGUCUAAAUUUGUGCUUUUCGGCCGUGAGGUGACCCCAGCCCAUCAGUAUGCACUGGCGGGGGGCGUCUCCUUUCCCUUCUUCUGGCUGGCAGGUGCAGGUUCAGCCGUCUUCUGGGUCCUGGGAGCCACCCUCGUGGUCAUCGGCUCCCACGCUGCCUUCCACCAAAUUGAGCCAGCAGAUGGGGAGGAACUGCAGAUGGAGCCUGUGUGAGGUGCCCCCCCCAGGACUAAACAGCACCCCCUCAAACCCUGCCCCCCCACCCCGGGACCCUGAUGUCUCUACUGUCCCCACCUGAGGCCCCCGCCCCACCACCAGUGGGGCAAAGAGUCCAGCUUCAGAAUUAAAACUGACCAUUGUCAUUCCGCA
Messenger RNA from Sorex araneus (European shrew), 841 nucleotides. RefSeq names its product Rab acceptor 1 (gene RABAC1). Gene Ontology annotation, cellular component: Golgi apparatus. NCBI's taxonomy places the organism in Eukaryota, Metazoa, Chordata, Mammalia, Eulipotyphla, Soricidae. The transcript is spliced from 5 exons. The coding region runs from base 131 to 685 and encodes 184 amino acids. The record is from RefSeq and is a predicted model, not a curated record.